This is a messenger RNA of Colletotrichum graminicola M1.001, 210 nucleotides long. RefSeq lists its product as uncharacterized. The record is from RefSeq and is a predicted model, not a curated record. NCBI's taxonomy places the organism in Eukaryota, Fungi, Ascomycota, Sordariomycetes, Glomerellales, Glomerellaceae. The coding region runs from base 1 to 210 and encodes 69 amino acids. The transcript has 2 exons.
AUGCUCGAGACAAAGACCAGUAAGACGGAGGGGAGAGAUUUAAUGUGGAGAGCAAAGGAUGAAACGCCCAGAAGCUGGGAACACUCCAGGUGGGCGGGCGGUGACGACAGGCCGCAGGGCAACUUGGCACAGGCUGCUUGGGCCAAGCCCAUGUUUCUUGGAAUCCAGGUGGUGGCUCGAGAAUGGCCGAAAAGGGGCUUGGAGCCCUGA